Parnassius apollo (apollo) is the source of this 828-nucleotide messenger RNA. Lineage: Eukaryota; Metazoa; Arthropoda; Insecta; Lepidoptera; Papilionidae. The record is from the annotation of a GenBank genome assembly.
AUGAAGAUUUUUCCACUCAUAACUUUAUGCGUGAUAACUUCGGCGCACAAAAUUACUCAACUAAAAGUGCCGCUGUACGCAGAUCCACGGCGAGCAGCUGAGCUCAGUUGUCACUUUGAAAUGGAAGAUCAGAAACUUCAUUCUGUAAAGUGGUAUAGAGAUACACAAGAAAUAUUCCGAUAUAACCCAUCACAAAACCCUCCAAUACGCUUAUAUAAUGCAUCGGGAAUCAUUGUCCAAAGUGGUGAUUGUCAAACUGAUUCUUGUUUGGUAAGAGUAAUGCCACCCCCACUAGCGACAAGAGCAGCUUAUACGUGCGAGGUGUCAACUGAAGGCCCAAAAUUCCAAAUAGCUAGGCAAACCAAGCAUAUGACUGUUGUCGCAAUGCCAGAAAAGGAUCCAGUAAUAAUCGGAGCUCGGAAGCUAGUGAGGCCAGGGGAACAAUUACAUCUGAACUGCACCUCGGAUUAUUCCCUACCGCCGUCCGACAUUAAUUGGUACAUUGACAAUGAACUGCAAAAGCCUGGAGUCUGGCAACGUACAGAAUUGAGUGCUCCGGAACUUGGUGGUCUACGCGCUUCCUGGAGAAUAUUACGAAUCGUAGUACCACCGACAGCAAGUGGUGCUUUACAUGUUCGUUGCGAAGCUAUAUUAUUAGUGGAACCACCCGUUAUUCGCGACGUAACGGCAAUCGUCACUAUUCAUUCGCGUACACAGCUAUCCAAAUAUGUAUCAAAUGCAGGAUCUGCUGCUGGUGUUUGCAUAUUUUUAUGGAUUACCCUAAUACUAAAUGAUUUCAUUAAUACAUUGAUGUCUGGGAGCUUAUGA